Folsomia candida is the source of this 2933-nucleotide messenger RNA. It is a transcript of the gene Hpr1, whose product is annotated as THO complex subunit 1. Lineage: Eukaryota; Metazoa; Arthropoda; Collembola; Entomobryomorpha; Isotomidae. Gene Ontology annotation, biological process: regulation of DNA-templated transcription elongation; mRNA export from nucleus; signal transduction. The transcript has 11 exons. Gene Ontology annotation, molecular function: protein binding. Bases 206 to 2686 code for a protein of 826 amino acids. The record is from RefSeq and is a predicted model, not a curated record. Gene Ontology annotation, cellular component: THO complex part of transcription export complex.
CAGCAAAGAUGAGACUUCACAUCCCGGCACACAACAAGCUUUGUCGUCUUCAUUUUUACAAAAAAAUAUCAAAAUUACUUCAAAUUAAAAUACACAAUAGGAAAUUAUUUGAAAGUGCGUAUAAAAAUACUUAUGAACGACAAAGUUUGGUAGGAAACUAAUUGUAAUUGCACAAGGAACUAUCGGUCCCACCCAACAAAACAAGAUGCCCAAACGUGGUUCAUCUCUGUCUGAAGAAUCGCCACGAAAGGUGACGAGGAGAACUUCGAAAUCUCCGGCCAAGAGCGAUCCGCCGCAACUCUCAUCCACCGACGACGCCGACCUGAUGAACAUUAGCGACGAGGAAGAUGUCGAAGUUCCUUGUCAAGAGGUCCAACCGGAGAAAAAGCCUCCACUUGCUCCUCGAUUAAUAUCAUUGGACGAAUUAAGAUCAUUGAGGGAACGGUUCUUCGAAAAAUUUAUGCAAGAUGUCAUCAACAUUAGUGAUGAUUCUGAAAGUAUUGAUCCUGAAAUGUAUCGUUCUCUUGUGAGUGAAAUUGUGGAAGAGGAUCCUGCAGAACAACGAUACUUGGUUGAUCAGCAUAUGAGAGAUUUCGUUGUAGAAAAAAUGGCGACAAGACUAGAAAAGUGGGACAGAUUUCUGGAGCUUAGUAUUCAACUAGCCAGGAAUCAAAUAUGUUCCGGGUCACAACCCAUAGCUUUGAUUUCCGAUUUUAUGGAGCUCAGCAAUUUGAAACAAUGUGAAGAAAUAUUUGAGUUUGUCGAGCAGAGAUUGAGCGUAUGGAAGGAUCCAUUUUUUCUCAACUCUGGAAAAAAUGCUGUCUUGCGAAUGUGCAACGAUCUUUUACGAAGAUUAUCCAGAGCUCAAAAUACCAUUUUUUGCGGUCGUAUUCUGCUGUUUCUGGCGAACUAUUUUCCCUUUUCAGAUAGAUCUGGGCUAAAUAUAGUGUCGGAAUUUAAUUCUGACAAUAUCACAUCAUAUAAAAGUGGAGACGGAUCGGAUGACCCUGAAGACAAAAUGGAAAUGGUAGAAGACCAUGAUGAUAAAUUGUUUGAAGGAAUAGAAAUUGUGAUUCCAGGCUUAGACAAAAUUGUGUCCAUUACACAAGAAGAAAAGAAGAAAAAGGUCAAGGUUGAUUACAAUCUGUAUGUCAAAUUUUGGUCGUUACAAGACUUUUUUAGAAAUCCUACCCAAUGCUACAACAAGGUUUCGUGGAAGUCAUUUAUGCUGUACAUACAGGAUGUCUUGGCUGCAUUUACAUCCUUCAAAAUAGAUGGGAGUCAGACACAGCAAUAUCACAAGUUUAAGACACCAAAUCCACACCCAAAUGCAAAUAAGGAUAAUAAUGCAGCAUCUCAACACCGAAGCCGUUCAUCCAUCAACGUAGUUCCUAAAGUAGGCGAUGAUGAUUUGUACUUUCCAAAAUAUUUGACCAACCGAAGGUUAUUAGAACUACAAAUGGGGGAUCCAAACUUUAGACGAUACUUCAUGGUCCAGCUUCUUAUAAUUUUGCAAUAUUUGACAACCCCAGUUAAAUUUAAAAGUGAGAAUCAGACGCUUAGUGAAGAUCAGUUGGAUUUCGUCAAAAAAACGACUGCAAGAAUAUUUACUUUAUUGAGAGAUGUGAGGCCAUGUGGCAAAGAAUUUGUGACAGCUGUUCAGCAUAUAUUGAAGCGAGAAGACUUGUGGAGCAAGUGGAAAAACGAUGGUUGUCAGUCUUUUAAAAAACCAAUUACAAGUAUCCCGAUGGAAUCAGAUUCAAUUAAAGGAGACGACAAUUCGCUAUCAGAUCUUGGAGAGAAAUCAGAAGAAACCUUGAUAACAUCCUCUCCCCCUAAAAAACGGCAAUUGGGGGAUAUUUUGGAAGAAGCAGAGAAAAAUAAUCGAUUUCUCCUUGGAAACCCCGAAUUAACCAGAUUAUGGAAUAUAUGUGGGGAUAAUUUGGAAGCAUGUCGUUUAGAAUCUCGUGAUUUCUUGCCUACAAUUGAUACUUUCUUUGUGGAAGCAUUUAAAGAGCUCGACCCUGAACCUCCAUCCAACGUCGUGGCAGAUCCUUCAAAGAGAGAAGUCAAAACUAAAACAAUUCUUGGAAAUCCUAACUUUGGUUGGCGAGCUCUUCGACUUUUGGCAAGGAAUAGUCCAUAUUUCUUUCAGCUAGCACCAUCACCUCCAAUCCAACCUCUUCAAAAUUACUUGGAAUUCAUCUUAAAAAAGAUCGCAGCAGAAAUGGAACUUCCCAGAGAAGAAUUCGAGGACAAUAAACUUGAAGAUGGGUCAAAAGUGGGAACAGUUUCUGCAGAUAAUGCAAACGAUGGUCCAGAUGUAGACCAGGUUGUGGAAGGUGACGCUGAUGACAAUGACGAGCUCUUAAAAUCAGACACAAAUCCGGAGCGUAUUGAAGAGGAAGAAGAAGGGGAGGUUGAUGAGAAAGUUCGUAAUUUGACCGAACACGAACAGACAUUUGUUGGCAGACUGAUCGGAGACGCAUGGAAAAAAUUGGCAUUGAAAUUUCAGUUUACAAAUGACGAGAUCGAGUUUUUCGAAUCUGAAAAGGGGAAGGAUGCUGGUUCAUGGAUGCUAAAAAUGUGGACUGAGCAAGAAAAAGAAGACGCAACUGCGGCGGAUCUUUUAUAUCAAUUAGAGGGACUUAAACUUCGGGAAUUAGUAAGGGAAGUCUUUCCCUGAGUAGAAUUAGUUUAUUUGACCUUGACUUAACCUAAUUAUUUUUGUUAUUUUUUAAACAAACAAGAAAAAAUUUGCCGUAGGUUUGAUAAAAGAUAUACAUAUGCAUACACAUUAAAUGUAACACGGACAUUUGUAUUUUAGUUUCAUUUAGUUAAUUUCAUAACUUAUAUAUUAACAACAUGAUAUAAUAUAAUAGAAUUAAAAACAAUAUUGAAUUAAAAAUAAAUUAAAAAUAGACAACUUAAAA